AUGGCUGCUUUAGUAGAGACUGGGUUUAUCUGGUUUUGUCAAUGCAGCCAUACAGAAUUCCAUCACAGCUGCCUAUGCAGCUUCGCAGCUGAGCCUGCAAGGGCCCAUCGUCCUAGCACAGAGCCUCGGCCUGGUGCUUUUGUAUUUACAACGGAGGUUGUUGAUGGUGAAGCCAAGAGAGACUUCAGCACUGUGACCGACAUGGAGUGGGACAAGUUUUACAGCGAGGUAGCAAAGCUGAUCAAGGACCACAGCAAGGAGGACCAGCUUGCAUACAAGGUGUCCGGGGAUACUGGAAAGCCAUUGUAUAUGAAUAAUGAGCACAACUUCAAGGCGGCAAUGGAAAGGGUUGCAAAUAAGGCAAAUGUUACGCUUGGAGUGUACAAGCCUGGUAACAAGGGGGUUUCUAGCAACAAAGCUGUUUCGGAUAAGCCUGUUUAUGGAUGGGUUUGA
Serpula lacrymans var. lacrymans S7.9 is the source of this 453-nucleotide messenger RNA. RefSeq lists its product as uncharacterized. Bases 1 to 453 code for a protein of 150 amino acids. The record is from RefSeq and is a predicted model, not a curated record. The transcript has 3 exons. NCBI's taxonomy places the organism in Eukaryota, Fungi, Basidiomycota, Agaricomycetes, Boletales, Serpulaceae.